UAGAAAAAGCAAUAAAGAAAAAGGAGGAAUAAUAGGACAGGAGAAAUGUGUAAUCAUAAGUGACAAUAAUUGAUGAUUGGAUUAGUCAGAUGAGAGAAUCAGGGAGGCGUAAUCGUAGGAGUUGAAUGCUAAUUAUGAUAAUUAAUUUGAGGGAAGGCAAUAAAAGGAGGAGCUGAUUAGGUGAGAGGUAGGAAAAGAUUUGGAAAGGCCUAGGCUAGGAGAGAAGAGGACUCUCGAAAUUCCUCUGUUAUCUUUUACGUUUCUAUUAUAUUUCUGUAUUUCCAUUAAAAUAAAUACCAGUGUAACAACUGGUAUCAGAGCACCGGUUCUGGGUGUUCUGUGCAUGGUGUCCACGCGAGCUGCCAUGGAGUCAAGGUUGGAGGCGGUGGAGAAACGGAUUGAGGAGUUACAGGAAGCUCAACAACUAUCCUUGGAGGCCUUCUCAGCAAAUAUGUUGAGACAAAUGAGGGAGUUGCUACCUCAACAGCACCAAGGUGGAGGUGCUAGUGCUAACGACACCGGAGGAGGAAAUGACGGUGGAAGGAACGAGCAAGAUGACGAGAGGGUAGAAGGGAACGGUGCAGGAGAUGAAAGGCAGAGGAGAUUCGAACCAAUUCGAAAGCUUGACUUACCGGUAUUCUCGGGGGAGGAUCCGAAUGGCUGGUUGGUGAGAAUGGAACGCUACUUCAGGGUAAUCGGAGUAGUUCCGGCGCAGAGGCUGGAUUUUGCAACAAUGGCUUUGGAAGGGGAGGCCCUCACCUGGUUCGAAUGGUGGGAAGAAUACACACCAUUUCAGACAUGGAGACGAUUCAAGGAGGACUUAUUGAAACGUUUUCAACCUGGAGCUGCUCUCAACCCCAUGGCUCCGUUACUAGAGGUGAAACAGGUGGAGGACGUCGCUCAGUAUAGGCGAGAGUUUGAGGCUGCAGCACGAACGCAGAGAAACCUGGGAAUAGAGGCUCUCAUGUGCAUCUUUGUCAAUGGACUCAAAAAGGAAAUUCAGGCAGAAUUGGAGGUGGCUCAGUUCGAUAAUUUACCAGCUCUAAUGGAUAGAGCCAUGGCUAUUGAAUGGAGAAAUCAAGCAUGGAAGGAGACCGGAGUUGACCCUAACGGCAAGAGGGUGGAGUGGUUGCCGGAAGGGAGCGGAUCUGGUUCGGUGGGAGCUAGAUUUGGAUUUUUCAAAAAUUCUAGUUCAGCGAAGUACAACACCCACGACGGCAGCGAAUCGAGGGGCGAGAUUGGAUCCAACACAAACAGAGGCACCCCUACUCGUACAGGCCUUACCACCAGUUCAAACGGAGGCAGCAGCGCUUCUCAUUUGCAGACAACUCGUAGCAGCGGCACACAGCGACUCUCAAACGAAGAGUGGGCAGAGUGACAGAGGAAAGGGUUGUGCUUCAGAUGUGGAGAGAAGUGGGGACCUGAUCAUAGGUGCUCCAUGAAGCACUAUCAAAUCAUACUCCUAGGAGAAGAUGCAGAAGAGGAGGCAGAAGGAGACGUAGGGAUGAAUCCAAACAAUAUUUAUUUUAUUAAAAUCAAUUUUGGUAUAGAAUUGCCAAACAUAAAUUAUGUUGACACAAACUCACUCCUACCCAAAAUCAAUUCUAUAAUAUCACUUUCAUUCAAACUCCAGUUUAACAAAUACCAAUUCAAACACACACUAAGACUAAAUGGUCAACUAACUGUGUAGGGUCAACUUAAUAAAAUUAUAGCAUUUUGGGUAAAUGCUUUUUUACAACCAUGCUCAAACAAUAUCCUUCACUUGUUUCUCAAGAAAUAGCUGAAAUUAUUUGAAAUUAAAUGCUUUUAUGGCAUACAAAUGCAAAAAUUUAAAAACUGAAAAAAAAAAGAAUUUCACUCUUAUACACAUGCACUCCUCCCCUCCCAUAACCACCUCCUCCCCCACUCAGUUGCCAUUCUCUCUGUCACACCUGCUACCAUCUUCGUCUUCGCGCUACGUAUUUGCCACUAAACUAUAAUCAAACAAAACUUCGUUGUCUUCCCUGCUUUUGCAUUUUGGCAAAGUGCAACUCGAUGAGGUUCUGUUCCUUGUUUCAUUUGUUAUUCUCCCAAAUACUCGAUUUCGAGUCUGCUUUAGGUCUUGUGUUUGAUUAUAAUUGUGUUUGAUUAUACAUACCUCGGAUUCGCGAUUUUUCUGGACGCAUCAAGUGUCAUGUCACUCGUCAUGGUCGGUAACCAAUUUCUCAUCACUGGAGAGUGCUAUGUUGACACCAAAUGCGCACCAAACUCGUAGACUUUCUGCAAAAUUUGUAAGUAAUGUGCAACGCAAAGAGUUGCGAGCAAUGGGGUUUGGAUCCCUCUUGGAUAUUCCCAAGGGGAAUUUAAACCAUAAUCUGAUUUUGGCACUUGCAUAAGCAUAUAAUCCUUUAAAAUUUUAGCUCAUAACCUCAAUAGGAAGAGUAGAUAUUACUUUGGAGUUUGUUGGAGCUGUGUUAGGAUUGCCUUCACAUGUUACUGAAGAGCAUGAACCCAUGGUUUCAGAACUCAAAGGGAAUAAAAAUUCCAAAUCAAUUGAGUGAUAUCAUAGUAUAAAAUCCAAGAGUUUGUCCAAGGUUUAGGCAAGCUUUCUUUUUGUAGCAUUAACAUUUUUAUUGCCAAUAAAUACAACUAUUCGGGAGAAAA
Molecule: messenger RNA, 2643 nt
Organism: Arachis ipaensis
Lineage: Eukaryota; Viridiplantae; Streptophyta; Magnoliopsida; Fabales; Fabaceae
Source: RefSeq, a predicted model, not a curated record